Molecule: messenger RNA, 1944 nt
Organism: Dendroctonus ponderosae (mountain pine beetle)
Lineage: Eukaryota; Metazoa; Arthropoda; Insecta; Coleoptera; Curculionidae
Gene: Gmd
Product: GDP-mannose 4,6 dehydratase
Exons: 7
Coding region: 172-1242 (356 amino acids)
Biological process (GO): GDP-mannose metabolic process
Molecular function (GO): GDP-mannose 4,6-dehydratase activity
Source: RefSeq, a predicted model, not a curated record
GUUAUUGUGAGUUGUCAAAUUUGUGAGUAUUUAAAGCGCGGUUUGUUGUUCAUCUGGCAAAAUGAGAAAAACUGCUCCUCAGGAUUGUUUUUCCUGUAUUAACAGUGCGUUAUAGAAAGCCAAGUGCUUUCGUGGCAACGUCCGAUUGUUUGGAAGCAUUUUCGAGUGACAAUGGCAAGUGGAGAUGGCAGGAAAGUGGCCCUGAUCACUGGCAUCAAUGGGCAGGAUGGCUCCUAUUUGGCCGAAUUGCUGCUCAACAAAGGCUACGAAGUGCAUGGAAUCAUUCGAAGGGCCAGCACGUUCAACACAAGCCGCAUCGACCAUCUACACACUGAUCCCUAUGCACACAAAGGCGGAAAGCUCUAUCUGCACUAUGGCGACAUGACUGAUUCCAGUUGUCUGGUGAAAAUCAUCAGCGCAGUUAAGCCCACUGAAGUCUACAAUUUGGCUGCACAAAGCCACGUUAAGGUGUCCUUCGACCUGAGCGAAUACACCGCCGAAGUCGACGCUCUUGGCACCUUAAGGCUGCUGGAUGCGAUCCGAACAUGCGGGUUGGCCACCUACUCGAAGUUCUACCAAGCUUCCACCAGUGAGCUUUAUGGGGAUGUUAAGGAAAUCCCGCAAAGCGAGGAAACCCCAUUCAACCCCAGGUCCCCUUAUGCUUGUGCCAAACUGUAUGCAUAUUGGAUAGUGAUAAACUACCGUGACGCCUACAAUAUGUUUGCCUGCAACGGAAUCCUAUUCAACCACGAAAGCCCUCGCAGGGGCGAAACGUUCGUUACCAGAAAAGUAACCAGAGAAGUUUCGAAAAUUAAGCUGGGACUCAGUGAGGUGCUGGUGUUGGGCAACCUGAACUCGAAAAGAGAUUGGGGCCAUGCGAAAGACUACGUUGAGGCGAUGUGGUUGAUGCUUCAGCAAGAAAAGCCCGAUGAUUUUGUGAUUAGCACCGGAGAAACGCACAGUGUCAAGGAAUUUGUUGAGGAAGCCUUUAAGCAUAUUGACGAAGAGAUUGUGUGGGAAGGUGAGGGCAUUAACGAGGUGGGAAAGGAUAAGCAAAGUGGCGUGGUGAGAGUGCGUGUGGACGCAAAGUACUUCAGGCCGACCGAUGUGUGUUUCCUUCUGGGCGAUCCCACAAAAGCCAGAGCCAAAUUUGGUUGGGCUCCAAAAGUUUCCUUCUUGGAACUAGUGAAGGAAAUGAUGGAAGCGGACUUAGCACUCAUGAGAAGGAAUCCAAUGGCAUAAAUUGGGUUCUUUACUCAAGUCAAUCUACUAUUUAAAGUAUUUGGUUCAAUUGUUGGGUUCAUAUCGGAUGUAAACUGGACGGCAGAUGGAUUGAUAACACUGUAUAAAAGCUGCAAGUUCACACGCUAAAGCAGCGCUUGCAGGCGAAUCAUUUUUCAACAGUCGUCGCGUUUCUGGAUGUUUCUUGCUUUUUUCGACGUUCCUCUUUUGAGUGGUAAACGUUCCCAUUUUUCUGCUUUUAGCUGUAUGUUGUUGUUCGUUUCCUCUUUUCAAUCCAUUUUUCGUAGAUUUAAGUUGGAUGAUUGUUAAAAAAUCAAACACAUUUUCUGUGGAAUCUGUUUUAUUGACCAGAAAAUCCUUCCUUUUGGUAAUUGAACAUUCCAUUCGUUUACAGGUUGCUCCGUCUUAUUUACCCUACUCUUUUAUUUCUUUUAAUAUCGAUUUGUCGAAACCUUCCAUCAAAAAGCGAAUAUUUAUAGAUCAUCCUUAUUUCAGAAAUUUGAAAAUCGAAUCGUUGUUUAAGAGAAAAGUUAAAUUUACUCUCGUUGACGAUCACGCAUGAUUGAACUGCAUUUGUAAGUUUAUAGGAACAUUAUUCUAGCCCGGUAUGUGGUGUAUUGUAAAAUGUUUUGUAGCUAUUGCGGGGUUGGUGUAAUAUAGAAACUUUGAAUUUUUUGUAAAUACAUUCAACUAUUUUGUUUA